Ramularia collo-cygni is the source of this 1638-nucleotide messenger RNA. Its product is annotated as related to fluconazole resistance protein (FLU1). The transcript has 4 exons. The record is from RefSeq and is a predicted model, not a curated record. Gene Ontology annotation, biological process: transmembrane transport. Gene Ontology annotation, molecular function: transmembrane transporter activity. Bases 1 to 1638 code for a protein of 545 amino acids. NCBI's taxonomy places the organism in Eukaryota, Fungi, Ascomycota, Dothideomycetes, Mycosphaerellales, Mycosphaerellaceae.
AUGAGUGCAAAUACCAGCUCUGGGCACACUGUCCCGUCCCCCGAUCACCAUUCAGAAAAGGAUGCAGCAGAGACAGAAUCAGCAGACAAGUCAAGAACUCCAAAUUUGGCAUCACCAUGUCCAAGCGAAYAUACCCCGGAUCGACAGAUUACGGUUUCGUUCGAAAAGGACGACCCAAGCAACCCGUACAACUGGACGCAGCCGAAGAAGACAUAUGUGCUCCUCACCUCCAUGGUGCUAGUCUUCAACUCGACUGUUGGGUCAGCUAUCCCAUCUGGUGCUUCCAAACAGACACAAGAGUACUUUGGCAUCACCAAUGAGUCCCUGCUCGUUUUGCCAGUGUCGAUCUAUCUCAUUGGCUACGUCUUGGGCCCUCUAGUAUUUGCACCACUCUCUGAGAGCUAUGGUCGCAAGUGGGUGGUCCUCACAACUUUCACCGUCUUCACGUUGUUCCAUCUUGGCUGCGCACUGGCUCCCACCUUCUCCGGACUGGUCAUCAUGCGUUUAAUCACAGGCAUCGCCGCAUCAACUCCGGUGUCUACCAUUGGAGGUAUUUACGCUGACAUUUACGCCACUCCCAAGGCUAGAGGCCGUGCCAUUACAUUGUUCAUGGCAGCAACCACAUGGGGACCAGUGACAGGACCGGUCAUCAGUGGCUACAUCGCCACCGUCGAUUGGAGAUGGACGUAUUGGUGUGCUCUGAUCAUUGCGGGUGUGACAUUCCCUUUUGUGCUAUUCUUGCCCGAAACCUAUGGCCCGAUUUUACUCAAGAAGAAGGCAGCCACACUCAGAAGGAAGACUGGAAACCCAAACAUCGUCGCUCCUAUAGAAGUCGAGAAUCAAAGCUGGCAAGAGUUCGUGACCGUGGUCCUCACUCGGCCGGUCAGAAUGUUCCUCUUCGAAUGGAUUGUGCUCUUCAGCUGCCUUUAUCUCAGCGUCGCAUACGCCAUCUUUUAUCUGUUCUUCCAAGCCUUUCCCAUAAUCUACGGCGGGACCUAUGGCUUCAAUGCUGGACAGCAAGGACUAGCCUUCCUGCCAAUAGGUGUCGGUUCAAUGUUUGCUGUCCUCAUCUACCUCUACUGGGAACAUCACCUUGCAGUAAACCGGGCAAAGGAUCCUCCACCAGCAUGGUCACAAGUCGAAGAAUACAUUCGACUUCCUAUAGCAUGUUUAGGGGCGCCAUUGUUUGUUGUCAGCCUAUUCUGGCUUGGCUACACCGCCAAGGCAGAAAUUCACUGGAUCGUUCCGAUUCUAUCAGCGCUGCCAUUCGGAAUCGGCUUUCUAUUGAUCUUCAUGGCACUUGUCAAUUACAUGGUCGAUGCAUAUGAGGACUUCGCAGCCAGUGCCCUCGGAGCCGCCUCGUGUUCUCGGAGCAUCUUCGCCGUGGUGCUCCCAUUCACGGCUCGACCCAUGUAUAGCACGGUUGGGAUCGCGUGGGCGUGCAGUUUGCUCGGGUUCCUUUCUUUGGUUAUGGGUGUCGUUCCGUUCAUUUUCCUCCGAUACGGAGCCAAGAUCCGAGCCAAUAGCAAGUGGUGCCAGGAAUUGAAGAGGAAGAAGGUCGAGGCUGAGCAGAAACGUCUGCUGCAAGCCGAGCAACGGGAAACGACUGCGUCUGGAGGACCUGAAAAGUUGGUGUGA